Messenger RNA from Anoplophora glabripennis (Asian longhorned beetle), 5025 nucleotides. RefSeq names its product DDB1- and CUL4-associated factor 1 (gene mahj). Gene Ontology annotation, biological process: protein ubiquitination. The coding region runs from base 237 to 4688 and encodes 1483 amino acids. NCBI's taxonomy places the organism in Eukaryota, Metazoa, Arthropoda, Insecta, Coleoptera, Cerambycidae. The transcript is spliced from 25 exons. Gene Ontology annotation, cellular component: nucleus; Cul4-RING E3 ubiquitin ligase complex. Gene Ontology annotation, molecular function: protein binding. The record is from RefSeq and is a predicted model, not a curated record.
UAUUAAUGGCGGAGAGUAGUUAUUUGAUAACGAAUUAUGUUUUCUCAUUAAUUUAACUAGCAAAAAACUUAAUUUUAGUUUUAAAGAGUUCGUGAAAGCUUUAGUUAUUAAAUACGCUUUGCCUGAGUGUGAUAGUAUCUGUUUGAACAAAAAUUGUAUAUUCUGGUUUUAAUAUUAAGAAGUUUGGUUAGGUUAAUUUUCCUCAUGCUGUUGUAGUGUAAAUUAAAGUGUUAAACAUGGCAGAAAAUAGUAAUAAUACUUCGGUUAUGACUGAACUAACUAACUUAAUUCGCGCUUGGGAAGAUGAACAUACACAAGCGAAUUAUGAUCCGGUACCAACACUUACGAGGUUAGCUGAAAUUAUUGAGGUAGAAACUGAAAACUAUCUAAAAAUGGAUCCGGAUCCUUUUGAUGAACGGCAUCCUUCUCGAACGGAUCCAGAAUGUAAACUGGGACAAAUAUUAAAAGCAUUGUUUAGGAAAGACAACUUUAUGAACAAGGUAAACUGUAUGAACAAGCUUGUAAAUGAUUAUUUAAGAGACAGCUAUUACAGUCGUAGUGGUGUAACAGGAAGAGAUGUCAAUCAACUAAACAUUGCCGCAUGUCGUUUGAUGCUUGAUGUAAUGCCAGGUUUAGAAACAUCGGUGGUUUUUCAGCCUGAUAUGGAUAGUUUAAUCCAUCGUUUAAUUAAGUGGGUCAUGAAUUCAAUCGAACCCUUGCAAAGCUAUGCUACUGGACUUCUUGCCGCAGCUAUGGAAAUACCCGAAAUUGCAACAAGAUUUAGAGAACAUAAUAGUAAAUUGGUGCCUUUGUUAUUACAGAGGUUACGUAGAUUGAAAUGUUCCUCUGAAUUUGCACAGCACACCACAGCCAAUUUAAUUAGACCGUUUGCCCAUUUAUCAUCUAUGAGGUCUCCGCCAUACAGAGGUGAUAAUAUUAUUAAGACACCAUCACCUAUAUACAAAUGGGUUCGUGAAAAUGGAAUUUCGAAUUCGACAGAGAGUGAAGGUGAACAAACUUCAUCGAAACCUGAAAAUGUGGAGAACCGUGAAAUAGAUGCAAAAGUGCAAAAGAAGAGAAAAGUCUCUCUAGAUGGUCAGGUGUCUACUCCAUCUAGAUCUGAAAAUUCUGAGUCAUAUGACUUGGAACAAUGUCCAAGAAGGAAAAAAUUAAAACUAGACAAUAACCCCCCUCCGAUAUUCCUCGGCGACAUGAGCCCGCAAAAGGGGGGCGUCUUAUCAGAAACCAGCAAUUCUUCUUGGGCUGAACUAGAAAGUUUCAUGAUAGGUACCGUCCAAAUUUUCCCACCAACUAUAGCCACAAGACAAAUUUUGAUAUUAAGGUACCUAACACCGAUGGGCGAAUACCAAGAAUUUUUAAGCCACGUUUUUGAGAACGAUGCGCUGGAGUUAAUUUUGUGCUACGUUAACGUGAGAUUGACUAAAGAAGCUAGGUUAGCAUUUGAGGCACUUAAAUAUCUUGCCGCAUUGUUAUGCCACAAGAAAUUUUCAAUCGAGUUCAUCCAUUGUAAAGGACUAGAAACGUUAUUAGAAGUGCCUAGACCCUCUAUAGCAGCGACAGGUGUAUCUAUAUGCUUAUACUACUUGGGUUACUGUGAAGAAGCCAUGGAGAGAGUAUGUUUACUACCUAAAUUUAUCAUCAGUAACUUGGUUAAAUAUGCUUUAUGGCUUUUAGAAUGUUCCCACGAUUCAGGUCGAUGCCAUGCUAUAAUGUUCUUUGGACUGACUUUUCAGUUCAAGGUUAUUUUAGAAGAGUUUGAUGCCCAAGAUGGCUUGCGAAAGCUUCAUAACGUGAUUGCUACUUUACCCAUACUUUUACCUGACAAUGACACCGGACAACUGAACGAGGAUCAAGAAGGGGCGGCACGUCAGAUCGUGAGACAUGUAUGUGUGGCUUACCGUCGUUAUUUGGAAGCACACUUGAACGCCAAAGUAGAGUUGAUAAGGCGGUCACAGUUAAGGCCAAAUGAACGGCUAGCCCCGGCUCUGCCUUCUCAGCCUUCAUACAAGGCUUGCAAGUCAUCACCGGAGGAAAUCCAGCAACAAAUCGAUAUGUUAUUUCAGAAUAUGCCGUUUAGGAGCCACUGGGUUCCCGUCGAUCAUCUUUUGAAACUCGGUGGCAUUACUUUGCUGCUAAAGAUUAUCGCUUUUGCUUAUGAGUGGAACUAUAGCGGGAGAGCCGAAACCGUUAGAAGUGCUUUAGAUGUGCUGGCGAUUGCUUGUGUUAUGCCUAAGGUGCAGUUACUGUUUUGCGACAGAGUAGACCUGCCAGAAGAAACUCUAACUGUUGGUCUGAACAUAAUAUUAGGUGCCGCCGAAGGGGAAAUAGUAGCCGAUGCAGACGUGCAAAAGUCGGCUCUUCGAGUUAUCGGAAAUUGCGUUUGUGCCCCCAUCAAUAGGGUCGGCGGCAGUAUGGCGCGAUUUUCUCAAAACGCGACAAAUUCUCCGAACAAAAAGUUAAAAUUUAAGAGUUCGGAAGAACUGAUACAAAAGGUCUGGGAUUGCGUUAGGUCCAAUAGUGGCAUAAUGGUGUUGUUGCAGUUGAUGCAGGUCAAGACGCCCAUAACGGACGCUGACUGUAUAAGGACCCUGGCAUGUAAAGCCUUGGCAGGUUUGGCUAGAUCUGAGACUGUGAGACAAAUUGUUUCCAAAUUGCCUUUGUUUACCAGUGGGCAACUGCAAAACUUGAUGAGAGACCCGAUUCUCCAAGAGAAGAGACAGGAGCAUGUACUGUUCCAAAAAUAUGCUUUGGAAUUGUUGGAAUUGCUCUCUGGGAGGGGAAACCACACUGGUAAUGAAUUGGAAGCAUCGCUGGUUAAUAUUCACAGGGCUAAUGUGGUGGCACAGACAAAAAUUUUGUUCAACGACAGGCAGUUGCUGCAGCUGAUCCACCAGCAUUUAGUUCAGAAGGGCUACACGGACACUGCCGGGAUGUUGGUUAAAGAAGCAAAUUUGAGUAAUGCAAUCACCUCAGUAAGUGCCCAACAUCCUACCAAAUUCAGAUAUUCUUCUACGUUAACACCAACUAGAAUCAGACUGUCAUUCUCUUCGCCAAACAUUCACCGUGCUCUGCCUUCCAUGAAUUCGACUGAAAGUACUUCUAGCGCGGUAGUGAACGGUGCCACGGGGACAUCUCCAGCUACCAUCAAAAUUAUAAAGAAAAAUCAAAACAUAGCGGUUACACCCGUUCCGAAUUCUCGCCUCCAAAAGCAGAUCAGUUGCGAGCCUCACGUGUGGUUGCCUGAAGAUAUUUCUUCAUCAGUGGAGCAGCCUAGAGUUACCUUGGACUCUAUUAUUACUGAAUAUCUAACCAACCAACACGCUCUCUGUAAGAAUCCAAUGGCAACUUGUCCCCAAUUUAACCUAUUCAUACCGCACAAAUGCCCUGACCCAAAACCAAGAAUAACAACUGCAAAUAACUUUGCAAUUAGAUGUGCCAGAAGGUCCAUUGGCUAUCAAUCGAAAACUUUGGACAGGAGAUUCGUACAUUCCAGGUUUUGUCCUGUUCAGACAAUCAGAUCGACAACUGAUGAGGGAUUUUUCACCUGCGCCAAAUUCAUGCCUGGCGAUCACUCAAUAGUGGUAGGGGAUUACAACGGAGAAAUCCACCUGUUCAGCUUACACACAGGCAACGAAAUCCACAUGUUCUCUGCCCACGACAAUUACAUUGUCCAUGUUGAACCAAAUAGAACAGGAGAAUUUAUGCUUACCAGUUGCACGUGGGGUAAACCGGUUUCGGCCUUGUGGAAUAUGAAAACUUACGAAAUGAAAAUCCCUUUUAACGACGAAGAAUACGUGGAGUUCAAUAAAGUAGCGCAGGACAAAAUACUGGGCACUAAGGGGGAGAUAGCCACUAUAUACGAUGCAAACACUGGGAAUUCAAUCAGCCGACUGACCCCUUCCAACAGCAACCAGUAUACAAAAAAUAAGGCGACUUUCAGUUAUAACGAUGAGUUGGUACUUUCCGACGGUGUUUUGUUCGACGUCAGCUCCGGGAAGCAGAUACACAAACUAGACAAGUUGAACCAAACACAGAGUGGAGUCUUCCAUCCUAACGGCUUAGAGAUAGUAUCGAAUACCGAAGUGUGGGACAUCAGAACAUUCCAUCUCCUAAAGACCGUUCCGGUACUCAAUCAGUGUUCCGUGAUAUUUUCUCCUGUAAACACCGCGAUAUAUGCCAUCUCUAUGGAGCAAGAAAUGGAUGACGGAGACUCCACCUUCGAUUCAAGCUUCAAGACUGUGGAUGCUAUUGACUAUUCUAGUAUAACAACAUUUGAUGUUAAAAAAAGUAUUUACGACUUGGCCACUAACCGUUACGACACCCAAAUCGCCAUCGUGGAAAAUCAGGGCAUGUACAAUUCCGUUCAGGAAUCGGUAGUUCGUUUGUACGACGUGGGAAGAAGAAGAGAUGAUGAAGACGAACAGGACGAAGAGGAAGAAGAUGACGAUAUGGGUGGAAGUGAUGAUGACAAUUCCGACAAUGAUGAUCAAGUGGUAUUUUAUUUAGAUGGCGACAACAAUGAUAAUAAUGACAACAAUGACGAUGAUAAUGGGGAUGAUGACGAUGAUAAUGACAGUGAUUCGGAAAGUUGGACUAGUCUCUCGACUGGAAAUGAUAGUUCAAUCGGGACGGAAUCACUUCUAGGAGAUCUACUUUUUGAGUACUAGUAGUAGCUGAUAAGAUCAAAUUUUUGUGUGAUGAGUAAUCUAGUUCUUGAAUGUUGGUGUAUAUAUUUAUAAUGUAAUUGAUUAUAAUUGUCUGAUUUGGGAUCAUACGUUGCUGUGCAAUAGUGCUAAACUAUUUGCACUUAUGAUUUUAUUUAUACAUUUAACGAAAUGCAGAGGUAUUAUUUCUCAUUUGAUUUUACUUUGUCAUCAUGGACUCGAUUUUUACUAUCCUGUCCUGUGCUGUUAAUAUCGUAUUUUUAAUUACAGUUAAUUUUGUAAAUAUUACUUAGAUAUUGUUAAUCACUAAGUUGUGAUUACUUUCACGUACUUGAAGUAA